AUGGGAAACUUGCACCGCAGUGGGGUGGUUAGGAAGUCGAAUGAUAGUGCUCGACUCGUUAUAACAACUUUUAUGGGAAUGCUGCUUGGAUAUUUUAUAGGUGUUUCGUUUCCGUCAGUUUCUUUAACCAAGAUUAGUUUACCUUCAAGCCUGAUGUCAUCUUUUGAUUUCACCUUCAAUGAUGAUCGCCAUAGUUCUGCUAGUCGUAGUUUUCCUGAAAAUCUUGGUUCUGGCAGUACUCCUUCGACACCUAAGAUCUAUGUUCCUUCAAACCCUCGUGGUGCAGAGUCUUUGCCACCAGGAAUUGUAGUUUCAGAGUCGGAUUUUUAUUUACGAAGAUUAUGGGGUGAACCUAGUGAGGAUCUGAAACGGAAGCCCAAGUACCUAGUAACUUUUACAGUUGGUUUGGAGCAAAAGAACAAUAUUGAUGCAGCAGUAAAGAAGUUCUCUGAGGAUUUUCAAAUUAUGCUUUUUCACUAUGAUGGGCGGACCAGUGAAUGGGAUCAGUUUGAGUGGUCACGGCGUGCAGUACAUGUUAGUGUUAGGAAGCAAACAAAAUGGUGGUAUGCAAAGAGAUUUCUGCACCCUGAUGUUGUAGCUGCUUAUGAUUAUAUUUUCAUUUGGGAUGAAGAUCUUGGAGUUGAACACUUCAACGCUGAUAAGUAUAUUCAAUUGGUUAAGAAACAUGGUUUAGAGAUUUCCCAGCCUGGUCUUGAACCUAACAAUGGACUGACAUGGCAAAUGACAAAGAGGAGAGGUGACAGAGAAGUGCACAAGGAUACGGAAGAAAAACCAGGCUGGUGCAGUGAUCCACAUUUGCCUCCAUGUGCAGCCUUUGUGGAAAUUAUGGCUCCAGUGUUUUCUCGUGAAGCUUGGAGAUGUGUUUGGCAUAUGAUCCAGAAUGAUUUGGUACAUGGAUGGGGUUUAGAUUUUGCACUCAGAAGAUGUGUCGAUCCUGCGCAUGAAAAAAUUGGUGUUGUUGAUUCUCAGUGGAUUGUGCAUCAAGUAAUUCCAUCUCUUGGAAGUCAGGGUCAAUCUGAGAAUGGGAAUGCUCCAUGGCAAGGGGUAAAAGACAGAUGCAGAAAUGAGUGGGCAAUGUUUCAGGAUCGCCUCGCUAAUGCAGACAAGAAAUAUUUUGCACAGCUUGAUAAUAAUUAA
This is a messenger RNA of Fraxinus pennsylvanica, 1158 nucleotides long. Lineage: Eukaryota; Viridiplantae; Streptophyta; Magnoliopsida; Lamiales; Oleaceae. The record is from the annotation of a GenBank genome assembly.